Molecule: messenger RNA, 576 nt
Organism: Colletotrichum spaethianum
Lineage: Eukaryota; Fungi; Ascomycota; Sordariomycetes; Glomerellales; Glomerellaceae
Product: 60S ribosomal protein L27-A
Exons: 4
Coding region: 1-576 (191 amino acids)
Biological process (GO): translation
Cellular component (GO): cytosolic large ribosomal subunit; ribosome
Molecular function (GO): structural constituent of ribosome
Source: RefSeq, a predicted model, not a curated record
AUGAAGUUCCUCAAGGUCGGCCGCGUCGCCAUCAUCACCCACGGCCGCUACGCCGGCAAGAAGCAUUGUGCCUCCAAGGAGGUGCGGGAUAUCCUCAACGUCGACGCCGAGACACGUGUGUUUGGUCAGGGAAUGAAGAUACGGACAUCCUACGAGGACGAUUGCGAUAGAAUGAGCGACAAGAAAGAGGAGGAACAAAGACCGAACGGCCAAACACUCUCGAAGCGCGACGUCGUCAUCAUCCAGCCUGUCGACUCUGGCAACAAGGCCCACCCCUUCGGUCACGCCCUCGUUGCCGGUAUCGAGCGCUACCCCUCCAAGAUCACUCGUCGCAUGUCCAAGACGAGACAGGAGAAGCGCAACAAGAUCAAGCCCUUCGUCAAGCUGGUCAACUACAACCACCUGAUGCCCACCCGCUACACUCUGGAGCUCGAGGGCCUCAAGGGUGUCGUCAGCAAUGACACCUUCAAGGAGGUUACCCAGCGUGAGGACGCCAAGAAGACGGUGAAGAAGGUUUUGGAGGAGCGUUACACGAGCGGCAAGAACCGGUGGUUCUUCACGCCUCUGAGAUUUUAA